Sorghum bicolor (sorghum) is the source of this 5536-nucleotide messenger RNA. RefSeq names its product protein SHORTAGE IN CHIASMATA 1. Bases 69 to 5249 code for a protein of 1726 amino acids. The record is from RefSeq and is a predicted model, not a curated record. The transcript is spliced from 10 exons. Gene Ontology annotation, biological process: resolution of meiotic recombination intermediates; reciprocal meiotic recombination. NCBI's taxonomy places the organism in Eukaryota, Viridiplantae, Streptophyta, Magnoliopsida, Poales, Poaceae.
GCCAGAGGCCACUCCUCCAGUCCCCACCGCUCCCUCCCCUCAUCCACCGCGGCACCUCACCAGGCACCAUGCGGAGCCGCUUCCUCACCGCCGACUACUUCGCGCCGUCGCCCUCGGCCGCCUCCUCCUCCGACCUAGCCAUAGCGCUAGCAUCCCUGCCCUUCCCUUCCCUCCCGGUCCCGACUCUUCCUCCCGAUCCCCACCUCCUUAACCCAUUCCCCUUCCCCGCCGAUUUCCUCCCCGUCCCGAGUGUAGGCGACGAUGAUCUCGACUCGCUCCCCUUCGGCUCCGCGCUCACCGAGUUCCUCGCCGACGUCGUCCCGCAGCCCCUGCCUCUGCCGGAUAUCCCCGCCGCCGACGAGGGCUUAGAUGAUUAUCUCUACGGUAGGGGUGUGUACGGCGAUGGUUUCAGCUCUACGGAUCCCGUUGCUUUCAGAAUCCCCAAGGGACUGGACGACAGCCACACAAAGGGCGAUAAGGAAGGGGGACUCAGUUUGGAGGCCUCAGCAGUUACCAAGCGAGGGGGCCUGUUGGAGUCCAUGUUUGAGGUUCCAGAGGUCGAUUUCCUGUUGGUUUUGCAGAAGAAAAUUGCAUCGCUUGAUGAUGAAGAGUCAGAUGCUUGUGUCACCUAUUCGUUUGGUGUCCCAGACGUGAAAAUCCAUCCGGAUUUCAUUGAUACUGAUACUGAGACAAGAAUACCAUAUCCAACUGAACUUGCAGAGUCAAUUUAUCAAGUAGAAGUCCCUGUAAAGCAUGAUGAUGAUGAGAACUGUCCUUAUGCUAAAGAUAGCUACUGCAUGGAAAUCAUAGGACUAGAGAAUGGUCAAAUAAUACCCCAGUUGGAGGAUAGUAUGAAUUCUUGGGAGCUUGAUGAGUGCUCAGCAAAGACAGCGGUAUCCAAUAUUUUUCAUAAUAUUGUUGAACACUUAUAUGAUGGAGCACAAGUUCAUCUUCCAUCAUUUGGCUCAACUGAGUUCUUGAGAUCAUGUGAUAUGGACAUUUUUGCCUUGGUUUGCAAAGAUGCCCCACGUGUGGAGUAUCAAGCAGAUAAACCAAUUACAGCAAAGGAUGUAGCAGAAAUGGAUUUUGUGAAGAUCAAUCAUGAUAUUUUACUUGAUAAAAAGUCAGCAUUAUACCCUCUCAAGCCUGAUGGGACCUGUUCAGAUUUUCCUUGCUCCAUUCUCUUGGAGGAAGUAGAGACCAUCAACUUUCCUUCUGAGGAUGCCUUUAAGACACUUGUUCAGUCACUGUCAGUGAAAGCUGAGAUGAAUACAUCUGAGGAAAUAUUCAAAGAUGACUUUGAUCAAGCAAAAUCUUUCUAUGAAUCAGUGGUUAGCUCUGAAUGGGCUCUAGUUGAUGAUACCUUCAAAUCACUACCUACACCUAUUUUACCUGAUGAAAAAGCAAUGAGAUCCAUGCUUCCCCCUGUAGAAGUACUUUGCUCCCUAAAACCACUUCCUCUAUCUGCAGCAGAUGGGAUCUAUUUGGAUUGGCAUCUUUUAUCAGAAGGGCCAUGCAAUCAGGAGAGUUGCUCUACUUAUGCGAGCAUGGUUGAGGAGGUAAAGCCUUGCAGUUUAAGUUUUGAACUGCAAAUAAGUUGCCAGCAGAUGCCAGCGCUUGACAUUGAUUUUCUGGAGGAUUUUCCGAGAAGUGCAAAGCUUCAACAUGAGGACAAGAAGAAUGAGAUUUAUGUUCCUGGGCCUAUACCUCAUGAUCCAUUAGCCAAUUUGGAAACAACUCAGAAGAACAUGCUAGAAAGUGAUGUCAGAGAUCAUAGGCACAUGGAUAGGUUGAAUCCAGAAAAGGAACCAUCAUUGUUUGAGUCAACGUCACAGUCCAAUGGGCUAAGCUUCUACUUAAAUGUGAGAAAUAACACUAAGAAAGUAAGGAAAAAUGAGGAUAUUUCUACCUUAGACAUCCCCUCUUCAAAAGAAGCAGCUCCUUUUUCAACCAGACCUAGAGUUAACAAACUCAUAGAAAUUCAUCCUGUCAACCUCUCAGAUCUUAUCCAAGGCCUUAUCAAAGACAUCCAUGUAAGUUAUACAUCUGCUUUGCAAGAAAGUGCAUACUUCAGGCAUUCUUUGUCCGAUGGGCAAGGUUUAAGCAUUUCAAAGCAAAAGCUUCUUGAACUGGUAACAGGGGAAGGUUCAGAAGGCUUGUAUAGCUACUGUCAAUAUGAAGAUAAGAUGGAGCUUAUUGUACUGUAUGCAUUAAAACAGGUUGCAUAUUACCUAUGUUUCUUUGGUCUGCAUGCUGCCUAUCUGUAUCUUGGCAAUUUGACUGGAACAUUUGAACAUAUUCCUGAGAGGUUAAGAAAUAUUCAACACUGCAUUGGUGAAGCUCGGUUGAAAGCUGAGAAGCAACUACGAGAGUCUCAUCCGUCAUUAUCUGUCAUUGAGACAAUCCUUAGAUCUAAUACCCAAAUCGGCCGAAAGAUCCUUAUAGUGUCUGAUAGAGCUUUCUGGUUUCCAUUGGGUCAAAAGCUAACUGCCAUGAAGAUAACAUAUCUUCAGUUUGGAACAUACCAUUCAACCACUUAUUCAGAUCCGGUGAGCAAGACAAACUCUAAAACAUGUAUGCUGGAAGAAUUAGGGAAAUCAGACUGCAUUCUGCUAGAUAACAAGAACAUCCCAGCUUCAUUCCCUUUCAGUGAGUUUUGCAUGGUACUGGAAUAUGGAGGUCCAAAUAAAUCAUCUAUCUUGUUAUCUCUAGCUCCCAAAUUAGAUGGUUUGCCACCACUGCAUUUCCUCUAUGUCACAGUGGAUGAUGAAGACCUUCCAAAUGCUCUUGUCGAGGACAAUCACAUAGACCAGGAUCUGAAAUCCACAUUGGUGAUUAUCAAUCACUUUUUCGCAGAUGCUGUUUUGCAUACACUUCAGAAAGACUUGCAAGAGAAGAUGAACAAAAUGCGCAUUGUUGAUUCAUUAAACUUUAUACCGGCAACAAAUCAAGAGCAACAUCUCCAGACCAAUCAUCUCACUGCUGAUUCAUCAAAAAAAAUUCCCGCAGAUGUUCAACUGCACAAUCAGGGAAAUCUGAACGAAAAGAAUAUUGUUGAUUCACACAACUUUGUGGCUGCAUCUGAACAGCUCAAUACGUUGAACCAAAUAAGCAUUGCCAAUUCACAAAAUUUUGUGCCUACAGUUGAGAAGAGCAGUUCAACUUCUUCUGUAUCUGCGAAUGUGAUAAAAGCUCCCCGAGACAACCAAUCUGCUGGUGUCCUGCCUCUCUGUGAGAAAAUGGACAGCACCAAAGCAGGAAGAUUACCUGGCCCAGAGGCAGUGAUUGUUGUAAAUACUGGAAAUCUUGGAAAGAAUAUGCUUUUCUCUCGAAGAUCAUCUUAUCAGCAGAUACUAGCUUUGGAGAGAGGAGGUAUGCAGGUUGUAGAGCGAGAUGUUGAUCUGCCUGUGGACCUAAUACUUACCGCUGCAGUUUGUUUACUAUGGUAUGAUACAAGAACCUCUGGAUCCAGUGAAUUAACAGUAUCAUCAGACACAUCUGGCAUAACAAAUUUUGUAGAGGAUAUUGCUACCAACAUUCUGAUGGCACUUAGCUUCUGUUUCUGUGGCUGCAUAAUGGUCUUCGAGGGUGAAAAUCACUUGCUUUCUGCUGUAUUGGGGGCAUCUGAUUCUCUAUAUGCUUCAGCUGCUAGCCUGGACAUGAACUUGCAGCUAUUCUUUUCACAAACGCCCAAAUCAACAGAUCAAAUCAUUCUCAAUUGCAUCCAGAAUGCGGUUAGGAUAAAUCAAGCUCCUUGUCCACAAAUACCUGAAUCAGAAAGUCUGGUUGAGUCAUUUGUCACGGCAUUCCCUUCAGUUAGUCCUCUGUCUGCACACAUGAUACUUUCUUCUGGCCGUCUUCUGGAUUUCCUCAGAUGGUCACAUGAGCAACGUACUCAGGCUGUUGAAAAGUAUCAUUUGCCGCCACAGAGCGUUUCUCUCUUCAGUGCUUUGUGCAAAUUCGGUGAGCUAGGUGAAUCAAAGUCUGUUAUGACUGAAUGCUCUUCUGUAGAUUCAGAUAUCAGUAGUGCAUUGUUGGAGUCUGCGAGGAAAAAGAAAAGGCGUGGCGCACAAGACUUUUCAGCAGCAGUUAGUCACCCUGCUUGCACUAAUCCCUGUACUCAAUUGCAUGGUGAUUGUGUAGAAAAUGACAAGGUAUUCUCACCACCUAAGUUAAGGAAAUUCUCUCACAUAGAGGAUAUGAUGCCUGACCUCCCCGAAGUCUUUACGAUUGAUCAAAGGUUGAAUAUGGGUAGUGAAGGUGUCUCUUGUCAGCCAAGAAAGUAUGAUGUGGAUGCUGUAACUGGGAUUCAUAUAAUAGAUGAUGACUUCAUCAAUGAGCUGACUCCAAAUUUCAGAACAUACAAUGAAAGGGCUAGCAGUAUGGUGGACACAUGCAAUUUCUCUAGGCAAUCUGAAUUGGGAGCUAAACAACCAAUCAGAAGUACCUUUCCCGCCAGCAUGCCAUCAGCCUGUAUAACUUCCAGUCAUCCAACAUUUCCAUCCGCAUUAGAGAUCAAUAACGACCCUGGUAACUGGGAUGUUUCAUGUGGUAUAAAUCAAACAUGGACAGAUAAUGUGCAUGGGGAUUUCGCCACAAGCUCUGGCAGAAAUUAUCUGGGUAGCAGAUAUCAUGAACCAAGACAGGAAGUAAUGCAGACUCCAGCAUCUUCACUUUCCUUCCUGAAGCAGAAUUUUGGUUGUCAUGGAGCAUCACAAGGCUCAGGCUGGGAAAUGGACUAUAUAAGGCAGAUGAAUGAAAACAGAAAAGCACACCAAGAGCAAUCUAGAUGCAAUGUUUCAGCAACAUGGUCAAGGGAUGGCUCCUCUAGAAUUCUGAGUGUUCCUCCUAUUGAAUCUUUCAGAUAUCAAAGAAAAACAGAUACUCCUUUCAGGGACCAGAGCCCUUCAGAUAUUGAAUCUUUCAGAUACCGAAGAAAUACAAACACGCUUUUGAGGGACCAGGGCCCUUCAAAUGAGGCUCACAGGUAUGGGAAAGGCAGGGGAAGAACUAAAUCACAGAGCCAUAGGGUAAGAAAGGAUUUCAAGGCACAGCCUAGUAUAAAUCAUGAAAAGAGCAUAGUGCCAUCCAUCGAGCCAACAUGGACUCCUCUUGACAAGAGAGCAAGACAAAAACUUACAUUUGCAACACAUGGGAACGAAAAACAAACCAAGCUGGUCUGGAGACAUCAAAGCAGCCCCGGUGUUGGAUGUGGCUUCCCUAAGAGGUACCAGGAAGAAGGUACGUAGAUUGUCAGGUCUAGUAACGUUCUGGACACCCAGAGCAUGUUAUUCUUUCUUGGAGAUUGGAGAAAAAAAGGCCCCAUAUGCAAGGUUUUUAUGUUUUAAUUGGUUAAGACAAUACAUGAAUUCUUCUUGAGAACUUGGCACCAUCAUUGACCUGGCAGGAGCUGUGAAUGUACAUAUUUUUUAGCACUGCUGGCAAUGAUUGAAAGUAUCCUUGUUACACGUAUGAAAUUUAUCUGCCACUAUCAUCUUCUAUAGGUUCAGGUUUCACUUCAGUAAUCUUGUUGAAA